Tachysurus fulvidraco (yellow catfish) is the source of this 1278-nucleotide messenger RNA. Its product is annotated as transmembrane protein 100-like. The record is from RefSeq and is a predicted model, not a curated record. The transcript has a single exon. Lineage: Eukaryota; Metazoa; Chordata; Actinopteri; Siluriformes; Bagridae. The coding region runs from base 269 to 697 and encodes 142 amino acids.
GGAAAAAAAAAAGCCGGCUGAACCAGAAGAACUUUGAGAGGAACCUGAAUGAAGAAACACAGCAGCUUUUACAGUACCUCUGGUCAUAUUACUCUGUUGGACUGACAUCAGAGAGGACUGGAAAUUUCCCUGAUAUCCAAGUAUCUGAUGUUUAGCUAAUCAGCAACAUCCUGAUGAAUGUGCCCUUAAAAAAAUGUGUUAAUAACACUGUUACUGGUCACAGAACAUAUUGAGAUAUACUGUACUCCUUUAAAACAAGUUUGUGUCAAUGGAACCAAUCCUUGAUAUCUCUUCACUCCCUCACCCGACCCCCACAGUGACAUAUGACCCUAAGUCUGAAACGGUGACUUUCCCGAGUGGGGUGGUCUCUGUUGCAGGCGUCACUGUAAUAACUGGAGGCACUGAGCUGUCCUGCAGCUCCUGUAUGUUGGCCUUUGGGUUUUGGGGCACUUUGGUUGGCCUGAGUGCACUUUGUGUGGGUCUGAGGGAGCAUUUACUGCUAAAUGAGGGCAAAAUUUCAAAUCUGCUGGCUCUGGCUUUGGUGGUCCUAGUUCUAAGUUUAGGCAUUAUGCUUGGAGUGUUUGGGUUUCGUUUCAUCAUGAAGAAGACGAAGAUGAUGAAAAGAGAAAGAGACGAAGGAAAGGUUGUGCUGGUUGGUGAGGGACAGCAGACUGUCAUAAAAACUGUGACCGUCUGAAAGAAGAGCUCUGUGGAUUAAGCUUGUGUUUCGGUUGCACAGUAGUUUAAUAUAGUGACAAUACACAAUGUCUGUGUAUUGAUAAGCUAACUGGCUAUUAUUCCUAAGAGUUUUGAUAUAUUUAUUAUCAGAAUGCUCUGUAUUUUUGACUACACUAUGACUAAUACUUAUACCACUGAAUUUUUGCUAUUAUACCUACUGAGUAUUAUUUUGAUGUAAAUGAAAAGGUUUGGAAUUAAGGAUAUUGAAUAGAAUAUCAGGAUCAGGAUCUCUCUCUCUCUCUGUCUCUCUCUCUCUCUCUCUCUCUCUCGCUCACUCUCUCUGCUCACAAACAGAGAAUGUAAAACAGGAAAUAAUUAUCUGAAUUUUCUGCCAGCAACAUUUAAGCAUUUAAGCAUUUCCAAAGUAAGCAGAAAACAGCAUGUUUACAAAUUGUUUCAGGAGUUCUACAAAUGUAUAUAGGCUUUUUAAAAAGAAAGAUAUGAAAAUAAAGCCUCCAUAACAACAUUUGUCAUGAUAUUUUGAAUACUGUUGUAUAUCCUGUAAUGAGUUUGAUAUUGUAAACUGCUGUUUAUUAAGCA